Trichosporon asahii var. asahii CBS 2479 is the source of this 1698-nucleotide messenger RNA. Its product is annotated as cytochrome P450. The coding region runs from base 1 to 1698 and encodes 565 amino acids. The transcript has 2 exons. Gene Ontology annotation, molecular function: heme binding; iron ion binding; monooxygenase activity. NCBI's taxonomy places the organism in Eukaryota, Fungi, Basidiomycota, Tremellomycetes, Trichosporonales, Trichosporonaceae. The record is from RefSeq and is a predicted model, not a curated record.
AUGACGGCGAUCGGCGCGCAGGGCUCCGCGCUCGAGGCGGGCCGGCACCUGCUGACCCUUAUCCAGGCGCAUCCGUGGCUGUUCUCCCUCGCGGCUUUCCUCGCCUGGUUCGCAGCCCGCAUCUAUGUCACCAAGUACCACGGGCCAUUCAGCAAGCUGCCCGGCCCGAAGCGCGCGCACUGGCUCAUCGGCAAUGGCAUCGAGGUGAUGAACCUGACGCCGAAGGAUGCGCACCAGCGCUGGCUCGACGGGACCGAGGGCACGGUCAAGAUCCCGCGCGUGCUGGGGCAGCACUACGCGUGCGUCACCGAUGACCUCAAGGCGUCGCAGUACAUGUGGACGCACCCGGAUCUGUUCAUCAAGCCCGAAGGCGGCCGCAAGAUCCUCGAGGACGCGCUGGGUCUCGGCCUCGUCGCGGCGGAAGGCAAGCUGCACCGGCGCCAGCGCCGAGUCCUGAACCCGGCAUUCGGGUGGCCGCAGCUCGUGCCCAUGGCGCCGACGAUUUUCGAGAAGGCGUACGAGCUCCAGCGCAAGAUGUUCCGUACGCUCGAGGAGCCCGACGGCGGCAAGGGCGUCGACCACGUCCCGGGCAAGCGCAAGCUGGACGUGCUCUCGUUCGUCUCGCAGGCGACGCUCGAUAUCAUCUCCCUCGUCGGAUUCGGGUACGACUGCCAAGCAUUGGGUGAUGAGCCCAACGAGCUCCGCGAGGCGUACAACCAGACCCUGGCCACGGUGUUCAACAUAACGCUCAUGAGCAUCGUGCAGUUUGCCCUGGGGCGCGUUGCCGGCUGGAUCCCGACCGAGCGGCAGCGCAUCUCGCACGCUGUAAGGGCCAAGAGCCAGGAGAUUGGCAUGGCCAUCGUGGCGGAGAAGAAGGCGCAGCUGCUCGCGUCCAACAACGGCGUCAUCGAGAAGAACUCGCAGGAUCUCGGCAAGGACUGUCUCUCCCUGCUCAUCAAGGCGAACAUGGCGCCCGACCUGCGCGACGACCAGCGUCUGUCCGACGCCGAGGUCGCCGACCAGUGCUCGACGAUUCUGUUUGCCGGCCACGAGACGACAGGCACGGGCCUCAUGUGGACGCUCUACCACCUCGCGUGCAACCAGGAUGUGCAGGAGAAGCUGCGCAGGGAGCUGCUCGAGGUCGACGCGCGCGAGCCGAGCUGGGACGAACUCAACGCCCUCCCCUACCUCGACGCGGUGGUGCACGAGUCGCUCCGGCUCGACAGCCCCGUGCCCAUGUCCUCGCGCGUGGCGACGGCGAAUGCGGUGAUCCCGCUCUCCAAGCCGAUCACGCUGACGAAUGGCGAGAAAAUCAACGAACUCCACGUCCCCAAGGGCGCCGAAGUCUCCACCCCGAUCGCGUACAUCAACACGUCGACCAAGAUCUGGGGCCCCGACGCGCGUUCCUUCAACCCCGACCGCUUUGCGCGCGACGGCAUUCCCGCACAGCAGACCCCGGGCGUGUGGGGCAACCUCAUGACCUUCCUCGCCGGGCCGCGGAACUGUAUCGGCCACCGCCUCACUGUGAUCGAGAUGAAGAUUGUGCUCUUCGUGCUCAUUCGCAGUUUUAGGUUUGAGAUUCCGCCGAGCCAGCCGCAGCUCAAGAAGACGUGGCUCGUUAUCCAGCGCUGCGUGGUUGUCGGCGAGGAUAAGGCGGGUCCCCAGAUGCCGCUUAUGGUUAGUGCUGUUGAGAACUAG